This is a messenger RNA of Zygotorulaspora mrakii, 1086 nucleotides long. RefSeq names its product Taf3p (gene TAF3). The transcript has a single exon. Lineage: Eukaryota; Fungi; Ascomycota; Saccharomycetes; Saccharomycetales; Saccharomycetaceae. Gene Ontology annotation, molecular function: protein heterodimerization activity. The record is from RefSeq and is a predicted model, not a curated record. The coding region runs from base 1 to 1086 and encodes 361 amino acids.
AUGACUAGUAACCAUGAUUUUUAUUUUGGUCUGUUGAAAGUAUCAAUAAUACAAUUACUUAAGUCUCAUGGCUUCGAGAGGGCCAAACCUAGUUCUGUGGAUACACUUACCGAUCUAUAUAUAAGGUAUUUGGGCCUAUUAACUGCGGAGAUAAUAAAAUUGGCACAAGCUAGAGUAGGUCCUAGUGAUACAAUUGCUUUGCAAGAUAUCACUAUAGCAUUUCAAAAUUUAGGGCUCAUAAAACCUGUUGAUGUAUUAGAUGUAUACGACGAGAAUCCGGAAUUGCCCAGUGACAUGGGUGUUCGCAAGUUCAAAGACUGGUGUUUGAACAACCCUCAGGAGAAGGGUGCUCGAAUAGUUGCAUUCCCUACAGGUGAUUUGUUGAGGACUACAGCUAGGACUUCCAAGCCACUGUCAUUGAUUCCAGAGUACAUUAAUCAAUUACAAAAUGAUUCGAACAAGGAAGGUUCUAAGGAAAAUAGUGAGGAGGAGAAGCUAAUCGAGGAGCUCAUCAAUAAUGGUGAUGUCGAUGAUUGGAUAAGGUUAGUUAUUGCUAGGCAACGGAUCAAUCUGGCAAAGCGAAUAACAGGCAAAGAGCCCCGAGAUAUCGAAUCCCUACCGUCUAUUGCUGGAUUGAAGCAUUCUGUUCUCGAAAAGCAAUUUCAAAACAGUGCAAGUCUAAUAUCGAAUAAUCAAUUACUACCGACACCUGCUAACACGCCGAAAGAAGAUCUGACUCCGACUCUAAACAGAGGCAUAGAAUUGAUGAAGAUGUUACCAAUAAUGAGGCCCGAUUGUAGAAUUGAGAACGUGGAACUAUCUUACGAUAAUAUACCUGAUGAUGUGGAAGUCAAUGAGGACAUGGAUGACCAAAUAGAAGAUGCAGUCAAUGGUGAGCAGAUAGAGAUACCGAUGGAUGGAAAUGAUUACGAUGAUGAAAAUCAUAUGGGAGCGUUUACAUUAGAUCCAAACAUGGAUACUCAAUUCGAUGAACUAGAGGAUAUGAACAACACAUUCCAAAGAAGAGAAUCUCUGGAUUUAGGUGAGCAACAGCAUAGUUUGAGAUUUAAUCUCAACGAGUUUUAG